AGUCCCUCCACUCCCCAAACCCAGGAAGGCGGUGCAGGUUUCGAGCUGUGCUUUCGCUUUCCCUUCCCGCUGCCCACCCCAGGCUCCGCGUGCGGCGUUCAGCCCCCGGCUCUGGCCAUGGCUACACUGAGGGUCCAUCCUGAAGCCCAAGCCAAGGUGGAUGUGUUUCGUGAGGACCUGUGUAGUAAGACAGAGAACCUGCUUGGGAGCUAUUUUCCCAAGAAGAUCUCAGAGUUGGAUGCCUUCUUAAAGGAGCCAGCUCUCAACGAAGCCAACCUGAGCAAUCUGAAGGCUCCAUUGGACAUCCCAGUCCCUGAUCCCGUCAAGGAGAAAGAGAAGGAGGAGCGGAAGAAGCAACAGGAGAAGGAAGAGAAGGACGAAAAGAAGAAAGGGGACGAAGACGACAAAGGUCCUCCCUGUGGUCCAGUGAACUGCAAUGAGAAGAUUGUGGUCCUCCUGCAACGCCUAAAGCCCGAGAUCAAGGAUGUCAUUGAGCAACUCAACCUGGUUACUACCUGGUUGCAGCUACAGAUACCUCGGAUAGAGGAUGGGAAUAAUUUUGGCGUGGCUGUCCAGGAAAAGGUGUUUGAGCUGAUGACCAGCCUUCAUACCAAGCUGGAAGGCUUCCAAACGCAGAUCUCUAAGUACUUCUCCGAGAGGGGUGAUGCCGUGGCCAAAGCAGCCAAGCAGCCUCAUGUGGGUGAUUAUCGGCAGCUGGUGCAUGAGCUGGACGAGGCGGAAUACCAGGAGAUCCGGCUGAUGGUCAUGGAGAUCCGUAACGCUUAUGUGAGGAGGGGAGAAGAGGGCAGGGGUGGGCAGAAGCACUUUUCCCAGGCCAUCCAAUUUCUGACCAAGCCAAUGUGGGGUGGAGGAUGACUUAAGAACAGCCUUUCCAAAGGUAGAGAUGGGAUACAGAACUACUGGGGGCCUGCGGCUGACCUCCCCUACUCUGUGAUCCUAUAGGCUGUGUUAUAUGACAUCAUCCUGAAGAACUUUGAGAAGCUCAAGAAGCCCCGUGGAGAGACAAAGGGGAUGAUCUAUUGAGCCCCCUCUCUCGUUCUAUGAUGGGUAUAACAGAAACCUUCCUACUCUUGACUAGGAACUCUAGACUGCACCCAGUCUUCUUCCUGCUGGGGUCUCCUCCCUCACUCUGCCUUCCAAACACAAUAAAUACAUAGUUGCCCACCA
Rattus norvegicus (Norway rat) is the source of this 1188-nucleotide messenger RNA. The record is from RefSeq and is a predicted model, not a curated record. NCBI's taxonomy places the organism in Eukaryota, Metazoa, Chordata, Mammalia, Rodentia, Muridae.